Molecule: messenger RNA, 1945 nt
Organism: Marasmius oreades (fairy-ring Marasmius)
Lineage: Eukaryota; Fungi; Basidiomycota; Agaricomycetes; Agaricales; Marasmiaceae
Exons: 14
Coding region: 572-1837 (421 amino acids)
Molecular function (GO): heme binding; oxidoreductase activity, acting on paired donors, with incorporation or reduction of molecular oxygen; iron ion binding
Source: RefSeq, a predicted model, not a curated record
CACCGAUUCUCACGGGUGCAUCAGUGAAUCCCUUCCGUCUCUGUUCCUGUUCCAUCUCAUCAACCGACGCACCCAGCGACGUACAUGCCUGAAGUAGGUUUCUGUACACAUAGGCUAUUUAGCACCACAGUAGAGUGAAAUUCACCAGGGGCAUCUGUCCAAAAACCCCAUACACGAUUCGGUGACCGAACUGGUUCAUCGUUGUUCAUCUUCCAAUAUACCCGUUCUCAGCUCAGGAACAUGGAGUGGCGUUAGUACCUGCGGUUAGAAAGUCAUCUUGAUAUGUAGGAGGGUAAGUAACUUGUUUAGCUGGGCUCUGUCUUUUCUUCUUCAAGAAACGUACUCCUGAAAGUCGCUUCCCUCCCGGGCCAAGGGGUCUUCCUGUCGUUGGCAACCUACUCUCUAUACCGUUGAAGCACCCAUGGAUCGCUUUCCGGGAUAUGCAAGGAGCCUACGGUGAGUUCAGGUCUAUUGAGGGUUGCCUGAAUGGCAAGCCGAAAUUUGAACAGGCGAGCUAUCGUACUUCCAUGGUCUCGGGAAUUCGAUCCUCGUAUUGAACAGUCACAAAGCCAUGCUAGAUUUGCUUGUGAAGAAGGGGAACCUGUAUUGUAGUCGGCCGUACUUUGUCGUGGCUUGCGAACUCAUGGAUCUUAUCAACAGUACCGCUUUCGCACCUUUCGGUAAAAGGUGGAGACUUCACCGUAAACUCGCGCGCGUCGCACUUAGUCCAGAGGCCCUUCGAGAAUACGAGGGCACCUUGAUGACUAUAGCUGCCAUCCUCAACCGAUCUUUGGCCGAAUCCCCAGCAGACUUCAUUAAUCAUGCAAGGCUGGCCGCUGGGCGAGUUAUUAUGUCAACAAUGUAUGGGAUCUCUGUGGACUCCGCACAAGACCCAUAUAUCGUUCGUGCUGAAGCGGCCAUGGAUAUGAUCAGCAAAGCCGUCAUUCCUGGAGCCUUUUUAGUUGACCUCAUUCCCGCUUUAAAACACGUCCCUCGCUGGUUUCCCUUCACACGAUUUCGCACCGUCGGAGAGACAGGAAGAUCACUCGUCGCCGAGCUUGUCGCAAAGCCAUUCCAAUAUGUGAAGGACGAGAUUGCCGCUGGGACAACCGUACCUUCCUUCACAAAGGAUGUUCUCACCAAGAAUGAACUCCAAUCAGAACGCGAGACAGACGAGGCAUUUGAACAUGCGGUGAAGUGGGCAGCUGCAUCGAUGUACGCAGCUGGGCAGGAGGUGAUCUCUUCAAGUAUUCUGAACAUGAUCAUGGCCCUGGCCUUGAACCCCCAGAUUUUGCGUAGGGCACAAGUAGAAAUAGACUUGGUGGUUGGCCGACAGCGUGAUCCAACCCUUGGCGACCAAGACUCCCUACCUUAUAUACAUGCCAUAGUGAAGGAGACUCUACGCUGGCAUCCCCCGCUUCCGAUGGAUAUUGCAAGGGCCUCCACCGCUGAUGACGUUUAUCUUGGCUACUUCAUCCCCAAAGACACCAUCGUCAUUCCGAACAUAUGGUCUUUAUCCCGUGCACCAGAUCCUGACUAUCCGCCAGAAGAAUUUCACCCCGAACGCUUUCUGGGUGGCCGUGCUCACGAACCUCUACCGCCCUCCGAAUAUUGUUUUGGCUUUGGACGCCGAAUCUGUCCAGGAAGGGGUCUGGCCGAGAACGCAAUCUUCCUCAUGACAGCCUCUAUCGUUGCCGCCUUCGAUAUUGAACCCGCUAUCGAUGCAGUGGGGCAGAAAAUCCCCAUCCAAGUCCAAUACUCCAGCGGUCUUGUUAGUCUCCCGGAAGACUUCCAAUGUUCGAUCAAGCUUCGAACAUCCCCGUUGACAUCUCAGUAGGCUCAAAGGUUCCAUUAGAGUUGUCAGUUUUUCUCUAUUUUUAGUUGUAUUUAUUCGUGCCGAAGGACCAAAUUGCCAUGUAAUGAUUGAUUAAGAGAUUAGAACAGC